Messenger RNA from Arachis stenosperma, 1224 nucleotides. Its product is annotated as cinnamoyl-CoA reductase-like SNL6. NCBI's taxonomy places the organism in Eukaryota, Viridiplantae, Streptophyta, Magnoliopsida, Fabales, Fabaceae. Gene Ontology annotation, molecular function: 3-beta-hydroxy-Delta5-steroid dehydrogenase (NAD+) activity. Gene Ontology annotation, biological process: steroid biosynthetic process. The coding region runs from base 130 to 1026 and encodes 298 amino acids. The record is from RefSeq and is a predicted model, not a curated record. The transcript has 5 exons.
CUUCCUACCUAUCUACCCUCCACACUCUUUGAAUGCCCUUCUCUUCUCUCUCUAUAAAUCAAUCUACACUUUCUUCACAUAACCCCCCUUUUUAUUUUCCACUCUUUCAACACAGAUUAAGAUCAUAAGAUGGCACCCUCAUUCGACCAGGCCGCUCAAACCGUUUGUGUAAUGGACGCUUCGGCCCAUUUGGGCUUCGCCCUUGUCCACACACUCCUUCAUAGGGGCUACACCGUUCAUGCCUCCUUUCAAACACAAGGGGAAGAUAUGUUGAAGGGGAUUUCUACUGACCCAAACAAGCUUAAGAUAUUCCGCUCAGACCCGUUUGAUUAUCAAAGCAUAAUGGAUUCCCUUAAAGGCUGCUCUGCUUUGUUCUACUCUUUUCAACCUCCUUCUGAUCAACCUGAUUAUGAUGAAUACAUGGCUGACGUGGAGGUAAGGGCUGCACACAACGUGCUUGAAGCUUGUGCACAAACAGAAACCAUUGAGAAAGUUGUUUUUACAUCCUCAGCCACCGCUGUUGUUUGGAGAGAGGAUCGUAAAGCCAUGGAACUAGACUUGGACGAGAGGCAUUGGAGCGAUGUCAAUUUCUGUCGUAAAUUCAAGUUGUGGCAUGCAAUGUCAAAGACGAUGGCAGAGAAGACAGCGUGGGCCCUAGCAAUGGACAGAGGGAUGAAUAUGGUGUCAAUCAACGCAGGUCUUUUGAUGUCCCCUGAUCUCUCCAUCAGCAACCCUUACCUCAGAGGAGCCGCUGAGAUGUACGAGGAUGGUGUCUUCGUAACCGUUGAUCUUCCUUUUCUCGUCGACGCACACAUCUGUGUCUACGAGGAUGUCUCAUCCUACGGUCGUUAUUUGUGCUUCAAUCAUAUUAUUAACACCCAAGACAAUGCCCUUCGCCUCGCCCGCAUCUUGACCCCUGAUGCUGCUUCUUCCUUGCCUCAAAGAGAGGAGUGUGGGAAGAGUUUUAUAGAGCAGAGAAUAAGCAACAAGAAGCUGAACAAGUUGAUGGUAGACUUUGAGGCUUGAAUUAUGAAUUGAAUGAUUUUUGUUGGAAACCAAAGAGAAAAUACAUACUGUGUGUACAAUGUUACCAUGUUAAUUAUUAGUAGAAUUAUUUGUUUGUAUGUAUGCCCCCAUGUCCCCAUGAUGAGCCACAAAAUGAAUUUAUCUCAUUUUUAAACUACAACAACAACAAAAUAAUUAUUUCUUUAUUAUUUAUAUUUA